Diabrotica virgifera virgifera (western corn rootworm) is the source of this 1777-nucleotide messenger RNA. Its product is annotated as eukaryotic translation initiation factor 3 subunit A-like. The record is from RefSeq and is a predicted model, not a curated record. The transcript has 3 exons. NCBI's taxonomy places the organism in Eukaryota, Metazoa, Arthropoda, Insecta, Coleoptera, Chrysomelidae. Bases 266 to 1270 code for a protein of 334 amino acids.
GGUAUUACACAAAGAGAGAUCGUGGUUGAAAAUAGAGUGAGCAAAGUGAGUAUGUAGUGUAAAAAGAAAUAAAAAUUAUGCAAAAUAUUUAAAAAAGAGAUGAGCAGAUAUAUAUAAAAAAUAAAGAGUAAACAAAUAAAUUGUCCUUUAAAGCACAUGCGUACACAAACUUAUUGAGUGAAAGAUAAUAUGUGGAGUAAUAUUUAAGGAAAUAAAAUAAAAGUUCAUAAAGUUUUUUUUUUUAUUAUUGCGAUGUUACCUUAGUAUGCGUCAAGAAAGCGUUGUUCUUGAAGAAUGGGACUGUGUCAGCGUGGCGGCGGGCAGCGGGAGCAGCCCCAGGUCGAGGUGGAGGCGAUCAGCGGGACAGCAACGGUCCAAGUUGGAGGCGGUCAGCGGGACAGCAAACGGUCCAAGGUGGAGGCGGUCAGCGGGACAGCGACGGUCCAAGUUGGAUGGCAAUCAGCGUGAGAGCAAUGGUGCAAGGUGGGGUCGAUCAGCGGAACAGCAACGGUCCAAGGUAGAGGCGAUCAGCGGGACAGCAACGGUCCAAGGUGGAGGCAGUCAACAGGACAGCGACGGUCCAAGGUGGAGGCGAUCAGCGGGACAGCAACGGUCCAAAGGUGGAGGCGGCCAGCCGGACAGCAACGGUCCAAGGUGGAGGCGAUCAGCGGGACAGCAACGGUCCAAGGUGGAGGCGGUCAGCGGGACAGCGACGGUCCAAGGUGGAGGCGAUCAGCGGGACAGCAACGGUCCAAGGUGGAAACGGUCAGCGGGACAGCAAUGGUCCAAGGUGGAGUCGAUCAGCGGGACAGCAACGGUCCAAGGUAGAGGCGGUCAGCGGGACAGCAACGGUCCAAGGUGGAGGCGAUCAGCGGGACAGCAACGGUCCAAGGUGGAGUCGAUCAGCGGGACAGCAACGGUCCAAGGUGGAGACGGUCAGCGGGACAGCAACGGUCCAAGGUGGAGUCGAUCCGCGGGACAGCAACGGUCCAAGGUAGAGGCGGUCAGCGGGACAGCAACGGUCCAAGGUGGAGACGGUCAGCGGGACAGCAAUGGUCCAAGGUGGAGUCGAUCAGCGGGACAGCAACGGUCCAAGGUGGAGACGGUCAGCGGGACAGCAACGGUCCAAGGUGGAGUCGAUCCGCGGGACAGCAACGGUCCAAGGUGGAGACGGUCAGCGGGACAGCAAUGGUCCAAAGUGGUGGCGAUCAGCGGGACAACAACGGUCCAAGGUGGAGUCGAUCAGCGGGACAGCAACGGUCCAAGGUAGAGGCGGUCAGCGGGACAGCAACGGUCCAAGUAGAGGUAAUAGGAUCACCGGAACAGCCGAUAACGAUUCGAUUCAAUUUCAACACCGCGAGCCUUGCUUCUGGGUAUGCAGACGAUUCUUUGAAUCGUCCCACCAGGGGUACCAAAUUAUGUGUAGGACGCUUCACCUGUGGUAAAAGGACCUGGUGAAUAUCUCCUGUCCUUCACACAAGAGGGGAACCAGCUUCUAUAGUGGUUGAUAUAAUUAGACUCUGAUAUUCUUUGUCGAGUCGAAGCAAGGUGUAAAUCGGUGUUGAAAUGAUUAAAAUACGUGUGAGAUAAUUAGUUUAUUUAACACAAACACUAAUAUUUACAAGUAUCGUACAAAAUAAUUAUUAUUGUUUUUACUACAACAAAAAAACAUACAUAAAUUUGCUAUGUGCAAUUGACAGUAAAGUGAACCGCGAUUUAAGAGUGAAACAUGUGAUUAGUAACAAGUGAGAGAAGAUUCGCGUGAAAAACCGUGUAA